Molecule: messenger RNA, 2140 nt
Organism: Exserohilum turcica Et28A
Lineage: Eukaryota; Fungi; Ascomycota; Dothideomycetes; Pleosporales; Pleosporaceae
Exons: 2
Coding region: 19-2076 (685 amino acids)
Source: RefSeq, a predicted model, not a curated record
ACCACCACCACCACCAUCAUGAAGACCUGGCACGGCUGCGACAAUGCCGCGGCGCCCCAAGUCCCUCGACGCCCUCAGCCUUGUCGCCGUGCCCUGUCGGCUGUAUUUGUCACACUCGUAUGCCUCGCUGCAUUGGAUACCAUCUUUUCCCCCGGUCCCAGGACAUGGCAUGCCCACAAAAAGCCGGUUUCGCAUCAUGCUGCUUUCGCAUGGGAAAAGAUCUCGCCGAGUGACGACUUGGAGUUUCACAAAUGCUUUGACGGCUUUGAAUGCGCAAAAUUAAAGUUGCCACUCGAUUACUUCAACGGCGUGUAUCCUAAUCAUACCGUCAGCAUUGCUCUCGCUAAACUACCCGCCGUCGUGCCAGUAGAGGAUCCACGCUAUGGCGGACCUGUCCUCAUAAAUCCCGGUGGACCAGGAGGACCGGGCGCAGCAUUUGCGCUCACUGCAGCAGCCUCACUCCAACAGCUUGUUGACUCUGACGACCCUCCUAGCAUUGCGUCUGCCGAUGCAAGGUACUUUGAUAUCAUUGGUUUUGAUCCCCGUGGUAUUGGCUGGACGGAGCCGGCUGCCCAGUGCAUGCCAGACGUGCCUUCAGCGUGGUCUUGGACUUUGAGAGAAGACAACGAAGGCCUGCUUGGAAGCUCAGAUGCUGCUCUUGGAAGGCUUUGGUCUAUGACGCAUGCCUUUGGCGCAUCCUGCAAACUUGCCGAGGAACAGCACCAUGGCCCUGACAUUAAGCAGUUCAUGUCCACGGCAUUUGUUGCCCGCGAUAUGCUGGAGAUUACCGAGCGACAUGCCGAAUACGUGGCAAAGGAGGUGGCUCGAAUUGUUGCCAAAAAAUCGGGCAAGCAGCCUGGAUGCCAUAGCACAGGAUAUGUCCCAGGGGAAAGCAAGCUGCAGUACUGGGGCUUCUCCUAUGGAACCUAUCUCGGGUCGACUUUUGCCUCCAUGUUCCCAGAUCGUGUAGGACGCUUGAUCCUUGACGGAGUUGUGAGCGCAUACGACUACAACCACGGCCUUGGAAACGGGAGUCUUGUAGAUGCCGAGAAGGCCCUAUCGUCCUUUUACACCUUCUGCCACAACUCAGGUCCCGAGGGGUGCGCACUAGCGUCGUCGAAUUCUACUGUCACCGAUAUCAAAGAGCGAUUCUGGAGAAUCAUAGACUCCCUCUACCAUGAUCCGUUUCCGGUCAUCUCGCUCGAUGGCCCGGACUUUAUCACAUGGUCCGAUGUCAAAAUGUUGAUUUUUACCUCGGUCUAUUUCCCCCAAUUGACGUUCCCGUUGGUCGCUGGAGUUCUUGCCGAUGUCCAAGCAGGAGGCGGCAGUAUCAUCGACCAGAUUGUUCAGCAGUAUCGCAAUGGCCAUGUAUAUUCAUGUCCUAUCAACGGCUCUGCAGAGCCUAGUGAGCCGGCGUGGUCUGUUGUGCCUACAAUGUCCGUCUUAUGCAGCGACGGCGUGGACCGGAGAGAUGUCACUAGAGAUGAAUUCGCAGAGUACUGGCACAUUGUCGAUUCGGUAUCACCCACGUUCGGUUCGUACUGGUCAAUGCUACUGAUGCGCUGCUCCGCCUGGAAGAUCCGCGCUACCCACAGGUUUAAAGGCUCAUUUGGUGCCAACACUUCCCACCCUAUCCUAUUUAUUUCCAACACCGCCGACCCCGUCACUCCGCUACAAAGCGGCCGCCAAAUGAGCAGUCUUUUCCCCGGCAGCAGUCUUUUAGUAAGCGACCACGCGGGCCACUGCACCCUCUCUGGGGUCAACACCUGUUUAUUGGAACACACAAAGGCGUAUUUUCAGACUGGACAAUUGCCGUCCCCUGGUACAGUGUGCGUGCCUCCGCCGAGCCCCUUUUCACUCAACUCUACCAACCCAGACUCGCCUUUCUACGACCCUUCGCUGGACAAUGCGAAUGUAGUGGCGCUCAGGACAGACGAUAUGGAUGCCAGGCAGCGCCGUCUUCAUGACGCCGGCGUCAGACUGAUGGACAGCGCCGUUGAGAGCGGUAUCCUGGUUAUGAACAUGCAUGGGAGUCAGAAGAUGAAGCGCGUAAUGCACAGUGCCAUGUUAGGGUGAUGUAAUUUCAUAUUGAACAACAAUCUGUCCUUGAAUACACUAGCCAUUGUGGACAAGACUCGAG